This is a messenger RNA of Neltuma alba, 2420 nucleotides long. Its product is annotated as protein WVD2-like 7. The transcript has 9 exons. The coding region runs from base 556 to 2115 and encodes 519 amino acids. The record is from RefSeq and is a predicted model, not a curated record. NCBI's taxonomy places the organism in Eukaryota, Viridiplantae, Streptophyta, Magnoliopsida, Fabales, Fabaceae.
GAGUUUGGAAUGUGAUCUAUCUACUGAUCUUUGUUUUUAUUAUUCAAUGCAUCACACCCACUUUCCUUUAUUUAAUUGAGCCAGCUGGUCUCUUUUUUCUUUUUCCCUCCCUUAAAUUAUUUGCUAGAUUCUGUUUUCUUUUGCCUUUUUCUUUCUGGGUCAGGGUUUUCCUUCAAUAAUUUAUACUAUAUCCUUUUUAUCAUCCCUUCUCACUUACUGCUUCAAGCUCUUCGACUUUGGCCCUGUCCGGAAAGCAAGUACUUGAAUGCCAUUAAAAGUUAAAUCGUCUGCCGAGCUAUAUUUCAAGUGAUUUAUAUAUGGCCCUGGGCUUGCACUUUUCUCUCGCUUUUGUGGAGAGUCUUGCUUUGCCUCGAUGAUUGGGUUUAUCAUUUCGGAGUUUCCAGAAGUACAACAAGCAGACAAACGAUGUCGUUUGCCAUGGAUAGGUGAGGAAGAAAUUGAAGUAAGAGGAAAGAAUGAUUGCUCUCACAACACAGACCAUGCCGUGCACAUCUUCCGUUUUGGAGUGAUAUCUGAGUAGGGAUUUUACUUUCUAUGGGUGAAUUCAUGGUGGAUGCGCCGAUCCGUGAGGAUAAGAUGGGAGAGACGGUGGCUUCCAAUUCUUCUUUGCAAGUGUCUGUUUCGUUUGGUAGAUUUGAGAGGGAGUCUCUCUCUUGGGAGAAAUGGUCGUCUUUCUCUCCUAAUAAGUACUUGGAGGAAGUUGAGAAGUGUGCCACACCUGGAUCAGUAGCUCAGAAGAAAGCUUAUUUCGAAGCCCAUUACAAGAAAAUAGCUGCCCGGAAAGCUGAAUUGCUGGAUCAAGAGAGGCAAAUGGAGAAGGAUCGUUUGAAAUCAGAAGAUCUGAGUGACAAAACUUGCGGGACUGAUGCAGAAUUUGAUGCAUCAAACAACACUUGCAGGGCUGAUGCAGAAUUCCAUGCAUCCAAAGGUCAAGGUUCUUUCAUCAAAGAGAUUAAGCAAGCGACUAAUUCAACUAGUGAGGUCAGUGGGGUACAUAUGGAUGGCAUGGUAGAAGAUAUUGCAGAAUCCAGAGAUUAUCAAAGCACAUCAACUGAUGAAGAGAAAAAAGAACCGGAAAGCAGAUCAGAUGGUUCCCAGCUUGGUACUACAGAACCUGAAGCUGUCUACGCAAAAGAAGAAAGCCAUCCCAUUGACGCUGAAAAUGUGAAGGAGGAACUUUCAGGCAAUGUUGACAAUGGGAUAGCAAAGGGACAGGCAUCUCAAGUUGAAGCGAAAGAUGUGAAAUUGGAUCAUCAAAAGGAAUCUAAGAAGUUUGGACAGGUUAACCAUGUUAAUAAGGAAAGUAGUGCUACAAAGACAAAAAGGAAACAGGUGGUGCCUACAUCUAAGGCACACCAGAUUUCAACACCUAGAAGCUCAAGACCCACAUCAAUGCCAACCAAAACUUUACCAUCUGCCUCUUCAAAUAGAAAGGGAAAUUCUCCAUCUUUAUCUGGGAGGAAAACUCCAUCCACUCAGGAAAACAAAAGAGUUGUUAACAAAUCUUUACACAUGUCCCUUAGCUUGGGUCCAAGUAAUAAUGAUCCAGUUUCUCUUACCCCAGUGAGGAAAUCUUUUAUUAUGGAGAAAAUGGGGGAUAAGGACAUAGUCAAACGUGCAUUUAAGACGUUCCAGAACAAUUUCAACCAGUCCAAGACUUCUGGGGAAGCCAGACCCCUGGUAAAAGGACAGGUUCCUUCAAAAGGGACAGAGGCCAAGGCUCCAACAUCUAUUUCUUUGCGGAAAGAAAAUGGACGGCCUAGAACGGUUGACAGUAUGGAUAAAAGAAGCGGGAAUGUCGCCCGAAGUACUGUAGGCUUGAAAAGUGACAUUAGGGCAGUUAAAGGAAAAGAGCCUUCAAAGAAGAUGAUGGGAAAAUCUAAUGCAAAAGAGGCUGAAAGAACACGUCUUCAGUCAAAACCAAAGGAGGAAAAAUGGGCUGAGACAAAAAGGUCAAAGCAGAAUGUUAAAACGACAACCCUACCAACUUUCUACCGGGGCCAAAAGGUACCAGAAAGCCAUCCAGGAAAGGGGGUAUUAAGCCUGAGAAUCCUCGUUGAGGAAAGAGAAGGCGCUGAACACAUUCAGGACUAGUUAGAUCUGUCAUAUAAUAGUUUAGCCAGAGCAAGUAGAUCUGUGCCAUAUAUAUAUUGUAGCUUACGAACAAUUUGAGUAGUAGCAGACAGAGAAAAGAGUAAUGCAUCAUUUGUUUGCCAAUAAAUUUCUUCCCCAAACACCCUAUAGGCAAUUUAUGUAAUACAGAGCAAUGCUGUAUAAUGUCUAAAUUAUGCUAGAAGUCCAUGUUUUUAUGAUGCAUCUGAUUGCCUUGUGAUUUCUUCUCAUUAUUAUACUAUGCUUUAAACAAUUUGAAGAUGAGAAGUGAGAAACUCCAUUUCCAA